GAGUGUUAUGUGUGCAGCACGUGCAAGGUUUAUUAAUCAGGAUCAAAAAAUAUUUAGAAGACGGAGAGGAUUAAUCAUUAGAAACCAGAUUUAACAGUAAAAGUAAAGUUAUGGAUACCUCGACCGAAGGUAUGAACGAAUCAAUGGCAGAUGAGAGUGCUAGGCUUUCAUACAGCGAACUUGCCAAAAUGGUGAAUGAAAUUGCUAAGCCUUUGGCUGCGAGAAAGUUAACCAAGACGUUACGUAAAACGGCUAAGAAAGCUGUAAAAGUUAAAGCAGUGAACAGAGGCGUCAAAGAGGUGACAAAAGCCCUUAGGAAGGGUAAAAAAGGAAUUGUUAUUUUGGCUGGUGAUGUGACCCCCAUUGAUGUGUAUUCACAUCUGCCAGUGAUGUGUGAAAACCGGAGUAUACCAUAUUGUUAUGUUCCAUCAAGACAAAAUCUUGGACUAGCUGUUAAUUCGAAAAGGCCGACAUGUACUGUGAUGAUCCAAUGUCACGAUGAUAUCAAAGACGAAUAUGAGAAAUGCUUUGCUGAAGUAAAGUCAUUACCGUUACCUUUGUAAAUUGGCUCGUGUUGUUCAUAACUAGAUUGUUUUAUUUCGAACGUGCAUGUGUAUAUUUAUAGUUUUGUAUAAAAGGCGUAAAUUCUUAGGAGUGAAAUUAUUAUUGCCCAAAAAAAUCGUGUGGUUCCUGUUUUCUGCAGCCUCCUCCGCAGGCAUACCUCUUAUGUAUUUAUAUUAGUUAUAUUAGCCCAAGCCAAAUAUGCAUUUUUUUAAUACAUAAGAGAUGCCUGCGGAAGAGACUAGGUUCUUCAAUCUCUGUUGGUGACAUCAGCCCGUGGACGUAAAAUGAUUGCCUGUUUGGAAAUAUUUUCCAUCCCACUAGGACCAUAUCAUCAGAAAAAUAUGGAAAAAUUUUUAAAUCAGUUGACUCAAAAUAAUGCUUGGACAGAUGGUAUUAGUAAAACUACAUUAGUGAAACUACAUUCCCGGCGUUACCAUCCUAUACACAUUAACCACGCUUGCUCUUGUCAGCUACCUCUGGCUCUGUA
Dendronephthya gigantea is the source of this 1051-nucleotide messenger RNA. RefSeq names its product H/ACA ribonucleoprotein complex subunit 2-like protein. The record is from RefSeq and is a predicted model, not a curated record. Gene Ontology annotation, biological process: rRNA pseudouridine synthesis; ribosome biogenesis; snRNA pseudouridine synthesis. Gene Ontology annotation, molecular function: box H/ACA snoRNA binding. The transcript is spliced from 4 exons. Gene Ontology annotation, cellular component: nucleolus; box H/ACA snoRNP complex. NCBI's taxonomy places the organism in Eukaryota, Metazoa, Cnidaria, Anthozoa, Malacalcyonacea, Nephtheidae. Bases 111 to 563 code for a protein of 150 amino acids.